Messenger RNA from Jaminaea rosea, 519 nucleotides. RefSeq lists its product as hypothetical. The coding region runs from base 353 to 514 and encodes 53 amino acids. The record is from RefSeq and is a predicted model, not a curated record. NCBI's taxonomy places the organism in Eukaryota, Fungi, Basidiomycota, Exobasidiomycetes, Microstromatales. The transcript has 2 exons.
CGCCCAAAGCGCUCCCAGCACCUCGAAGCCUUCUCCCUACUCCAAACCUGAUCGAGCUCCUCACAGCACGCUAAGAUGGACUUCUGCUUUUUCAUCCCCGUUAUUUUUGGCUGCCCAAACAAGAUCAAGCAGGACGACGACCACACACCAUACCUCUGCCCAAAAUGUCACAAUCCACAAUUGGUCAAGGCGCGGUCUCGUACUUGGUUUGAGCUUUGCUGGAUACCACUGAUCCCAAUGAAGAAGCACGCCAUUUACAUCUGUGGGAUCUGUCAAUUCCGAGCAGACCAGGACAAAUUGUAAGUACCACGAAAAGCUGUUCAAGGAUGACCAGCGACGUCCUGCCUUCCUGAUGCUCUUGUUGGAUCAGAUGCUGACACUACAGCACCCCUCUCUCCUUGGCUAUUGCAGCCAGCCGCAGCCAGCUGGAGGCGGAGGCGGCCACUUCCACGGCGGCGGGUACCCUCAGCAGCCGUACAUGCCCCAAGGUGGUGGCUACCCUCCGAGAGCCUAAUCAUU